CGAACAUUAUUGAAUCUAAUCAAGCACCCAAUUCCCAACUCCAGCAGCAAUCAACAACAAAUUCCUACUUGACAACUACAAGGAUUUUUGCUGUAAUGGAUUCGGAAGCUGAAUUGAAGCAGCAGCUGGAGGAAUUGCAGAAGCAGCUGAGCAAGAAACUGAGGUUCGAGGACGCCAUUUCUUCCAUCAAAUCCCUUCUCCGCGAUCGCUAUCCCUCUGCUUCCCUUCCUCUACGCAAGUCGUUCUAUUCGGUUGUUUGUCGAGCUGCAACUGUUCUGAAAACGAGGCACACGGCGCCUGGCUUCUGGCUCGCCGGAUUAGGGCUAUUCCAGCUCGCUGAAUCCCUUGCUUCGGAGCCUUCUGAGAAGGCGCAUUUGAGGAGUUGUGUCUCCGAAGCGAAAGAACACUUGAACCAAAUUGAGAAAGAUCUACCCGAUGUUUCUGCUGCCUCGUCAAGCAGAGGAGGGUAUCUUUUUGAGGGUCAUCUCACAGUGGAUACUGAACCGCCACAGCCUCUAUGGCUUCAGAGUGAGACCAUCAUGGAGAGACUUUUAGCAGCCGAGUCCUCCAGAGGUGCUGCCGAGGCUGACACAGAUGGUAGUGCAAUGCUACUUGAACAACUCAUUACCAACUUCAACAACGUCAUACCCGAGAUGCUUGAUGAUGAUUCCAAAGUCCCAAAGGUACCACCAGCCAGUAAAGAGGUAGUUGCGAAUCUUCCUGUUAUCACUAUAACACAUGAAAUCUUGGCCAAGCUGGGACCAGGAGCAGAUUGUUCAAUUUGUAAGGAGAAUUUGGUUGUUGAAGACAAGAUGCAAGAGUUGCCUUGCCAGCAUACCUUCCACCCUCCCUGUUUGAAGCCUUGGCUGGAUGAGCACAAUUCUUGCCCAAUUUGCCGUCAUGAGCUGCCGACUGACGACCACAAAUACGAGAGCUGGAAAGAACGGGAGAGAGAAGCAGAAGAAGAGAGAAAAGGAGCUGCUAACGCUCUACGUGGUGGUGAAUUCAUGUAUAUUUGAGCAGCAAUCGUACAUGGGAUAGAACGGGAGAGAAGCAGAAAAAAGAGAGAAGAGCUGCAAACGCUCUACGUGGUGCUAAAUUCAUGUAUGUUUGAGCAGCUAUCGCAGGUUGGAUAGGGAGCUCGUAAUAUGUCAUUAGUCGUUGUUGUACCAUGUAUAACUGAUACUUUUGUGUUUUGGAAUAAAAGUGAUUUUAUUAG
Molecule: messenger RNA, 1219 nt
Organism: Linum trigynum
Lineage: Eukaryota; Viridiplantae; Streptophyta; Magnoliopsida; Malpighiales; Linaceae
Source: the annotation of a GenBank genome assembly